Molecule: messenger RNA, 1281 nt
Organism: Octodon degus (degu)
Lineage: Eukaryota; Metazoa; Chordata; Mammalia; Rodentia; Octodontidae
Gene: Il17rd
Product: interleukin 17 receptor D
Exons: 12
Molecular function (GO): interleukin-17 receptor activity
Source: RefSeq, a predicted model, not a curated record
CAGAGCAGGGCCGGGCUGGGCGAGCGCACGGCCAUGGCUCCGUGGCUGCAGCUCUGCUCGGUCUUCUUCACUGUCAACGCCUGCCUCAACGGCUCGCAGCUGGCGGUGGCUGCGGGCGGCUCUGGGCGCGCGAGGGGCGCCGACACCUGCGGCUGGCGGGGAGUGGGACCAGCCAGCAGGAACAGCGGGCUGAACAACAUCACUUUCAGAUAUGACAACUGUACCACCUACGUGAAUCCGGUGGGGAAGCACAUGAUCGCCGAUGCCCAGAACAUCACCAUCAGCCAGUACGCGUGCCAUGACCAAGUGGCAGUCACCAUUCUUUGGUCCCCAGGGGCCCUUGGCAUUGAAUUCCUAAAAGGAUUUCGGGUAAUACUGGAGGAGCUGAAGUCAGAGGGAAGACAGUGCCAACAAUUGAUUUUAAAGGAUCCAAAGCAGCUCAACAGUAGCUUCAAAAGAACUGGAAUGGAAUCGCAACCUUUCCUGAAUAUGAAAUUUGAAACGGAUUACUUUGUAAAGAUCGUCCCUUUUCCUUCCAUUAAAAACGAAAGCAGUUACCACCCAUUUUUCUUCAGAACCCGGGCCUGUGACCUUCUGUUACAGCCAGACAACCUGGCCUGUAAGCCCUUCUGGAAGCCCCGCAGCCUAAACGUCACCCAGCACGGUGUGGACCUGCAGGUGUCUUUCGACCACGCGCCGCACAGCUUUGGCUUUCGUUUCUUCUAUCUUCACUACAAACUCAAGCAUGAAGGACCCUUCAGGCGCAAGAUCUGUAAGCAGGAGCAGAAUGCAGAGACAACCUGCUGCCUCCUUCAAAAUGUUCCUCCAGGAGAUUAUAUAAUCGAGCUGGUAGAUGACAGUAACACAACGAGAAAGGUGAUGCAUUAUGCCUUAAAGCCAGUGCAUUCCCCGUGGGCCGGGCCCAUCAGAGCUGUGGCCAUCACUGUGCCGCUGGUUGUCAUAUCAGCAUUUGCGACACUCUUCACUGUGAUGUGCCGCAAGAAGCAACAAGGUAUCUCUGUGCGCUGUGUUCCCCUCGGGGGCAGGCCAGGGGGGAUGGCUGCGGAGAGGGAAACGGGGAGCACCUGUUUUGUCCAGGUCUUCCUCUGCUAUUCCAGUAAAGAUGGCCAGAAUCACAUGAAUGUUGUCCAGUGUUUUGCCUACUUCCUCCAGGACUUCUGCGGCUGUGAGGUGGCCCUGGACCUGUGGGAAGACCGCAGUGUCUUCAGAGAAGGGCAGAGAGAAUGGGUCAUCCAGAAGAUCCACGAGUCCCAGUUCAUC